This is a messenger RNA of Ciona intestinalis (vase tunicate), 407 nucleotides long. The record is from RefSeq and is a predicted model, not a curated record. Lineage: Eukaryota; Metazoa; Chordata; Ascidiacea; Phlebobranchia; Cionidae.
GUAUAAUCCAUCUUACCCCACGGUACUAUAUUUUUAGACAGCUUAAGUUGCAGGUACAGAGCAACGGUAAUAUGUCUAAGUCCCGGAUUAUUGUACUGACUGUAAUAGUUUCCUUACUGGGCAUUGGGCUUGGCGUUAUUAUCGGAUAUUUCGGACACCCGAACCAGAAUCUGAACAUUCCGGCUCCUGUUGUACCAACUGAAGACCCAACGAUUAGUCAACUCCUAAUGAAUGAACUUAGUGCAGAUAACAUCAAAGAAAACUUAAGAACAUUGACGCAAUCACCCCAUAUUGCUGGUCGUGAUCAAGACGACGUUGUACUGGUUGAUUUGAUUAAGCAACGUUGGUUAAAUGAUCUAGACUCCGUGGUCAUACACCCAUACAAUGUCCUACUUUCUUUACCCCAA